CCGGGAUGCCCCGGCGCAGCCCGCUCGCCCUCGGCCUGCUCGGCCUCGCCGCCUGCCUGCUGGCCGCGCCGGCGCUGGGCUGCGGCCCGGGCCGCGGCCCGGUGGGGCGGCGGCGGCUGGGCCGGCGGCACCUCACGCCGCUGCUCUACAAGCAGUUCGUGCCCAACGUGCCCGAGCAGACGCUGGGGGCGAGCGGGAAGGCGGAGGGCAAAGUGCUGCGCGGCUCGGAGCGCUUCAGGGACCUGGUGCCCAACUACAACCCCGACAUCAUCUUCAAGGACGAGGAGAACACGGGGGCGGACCGGCUCAUGACCGAGCGCUGCAAGGAGCGGGUGAACUCGCUGGCCAUCGCCGUGAUGAACAUGUGGCCCGGGGUGAAGCUGCGGGUGACGGAGGGCUGGGACGAGGACGGGCACCACCUCCCCGACUCGCUGCACUACGAGGGCCGGGCGCUGGACAUCACCACGUCGGACCGGGACCGCGACAAGUACGGCAUGCUGGCGCGCCUGGCCGUGGAGGCCGGCUUCGACUGGGUCUACUACGAGUCCAAGGCGCACGUCCAUGUCUCCGUGAAAGCAGAUAACUCCCUGGCCAUCCGGACCGGCGGCUGCUUCCCCGGCCACGCCACGGUGACGCUGCGGAGCGGCGAGCGCAGGGGCCUCUCCGACCUGCGCCGGGGCGACUGGGUGCUGGGCGCCGAGCCGGGCGGGCGCCUGGUGCCCACCGAGGUGCUGCUCUUCCUCGACCGCGACCUGGGCCGGCGCACGUCCUUCGUGGCCAUCGAGACGGCCAGCCCGGCCCGCCGGCUGCUCCUCACGCCGUCCCACCUGGUGUUCGCCGCCCGCGGCGCCGCCAACGGCUCGGCCGCCUUCCUGCCCGUCUUCGCCAGCCGCGUGCGCCCGGGCGACGCGGUGCUGGCGCGGGGGGCCGGCGGGCGGGGGCUGCGGCCCGCGCGGGUGCUGCGGGUCUCGCGGGAGGACGGCGUGGGCGUCUUCGCCCCGCUCACCUCCCACGGGACGCUGCUGGUGAACGGGGUGCUGGCGUCCUGCUACGCCGUGCUGGAGAGUCACCGCUGGGCGCACCGGGCCUUCGCCCCGCUGCGGCUCUUCCACGGGCUGCUGGCGCUGCUGCCGGCGCGCGCCGGGGCGGCCAACGGCACGGCGCCCGAGGCCGGCAUGCACUGGUACUCGCGCCUCCUCUACCGCCUGGCCCGGGGCGUGCUGGGCCACGAGGCCCUCCAGGCCUAGCCCCGGCCCCGGGAGCCGCCGCGCUGCGGGGUUUAACGGCCCACACGGAAGCGGGGGGCACGGGGGGCCCGGCCCCCGCUUCGGCCCAGGGAGGAGGACGGCAACGUCCCGGCCCUGGGGAGGCCGGGCUGCCCCCCCGGCGCAGCGUCACCGACACGCUGCCGAGACGAGCGCUGCCCGGGGGGGCUGGGACGGGGUCCCUGGACGGGCUCUCGUAGCGGCCCGGGGACCCGGGGCUCAGCCCCUGCCCAGGGCCUGGCUGGACACUCCGGGAACGGCUCCGCACCCUCGCCCCCCCCGCGCCCCCCUGUAUUUAUUGCUUUAUUAACCACUGCGGCUGGGGUGGCUUUGCUGCCUGGUGAGCCCAAGCUGGCGCUGGGCACCCUGGGCCCUGCCCUGGGGCCCGAUCCAGCCCGGGGGGGCUGAACCAGCCGGCGCCCAGGCUCCCCCCGGGGCGUCGCAGCCCCGUUGCGGCUCGGUGCCGCCGGGCGGGCGGGAGGGGAGGGGACCCACGCGGCCCCCGGGGCGCCUGCGGCAGGCGGGGUGCCCCGCGCCGGGCCCAGCUCUAACCCGCGCUAACCGCUAACCUGCCCUGCUUGAGAGUUUUAUUUUUCUAUUUAUAAAUGGUAAUAUAAAUGUCCCCCGCGCCGCCCUCCCCGGCCGGCAGGGCCAGCCCUGCCCGGGCAGGGGGCAAACGUGCUUUUAACCAUUUCUGUUUAAAAAGAAUAAUACUAUUUAAUUGUUUUGGUAAAUAAAGAGAAUCUAUGGCCCUUGCUGGAAGGUGGCUGGCAGCGGG
This is a messenger RNA of Dromaius novaehollandiae (emu), 2043 nucleotides long. It is a transcript of the gene DHH, whose product is annotated as desert hedgehog signaling molecule. The record is from RefSeq and is a predicted model, not a curated record. The coding region runs from base 6 to 1247 and encodes 413 amino acids. Gene Ontology annotation, molecular function: calcium ion binding; patched binding. NCBI's taxonomy places the organism in Eukaryota, Metazoa, Chordata, Aves, Casuariiformes, Dromaiidae. Gene Ontology annotation, biological process: regulation of gene expression; multicellular organism development; protein autoprocessing. The transcript has 3 exons.